Molecule: messenger RNA, 830 nt
Organism: Pogoniulus pusillus (Red-fronted tinkerbird)
Lineage: Eukaryota; Metazoa; Chordata; Aves; Piciformes; Lybiidae
Gene: EXOC1L
Product: exocyst complex component 1 like
Exons: 3
Coding region: 239-754 (171 amino acids)
Source: RefSeq, a predicted model, not a curated record
GGCGGGCAGCUCCUCGGCCCGGCUCUUCCCCGCGGCCUCAGUGGUCCCGGCGGCGCGGGAGAGGGGCUCCGCCGCGGGUCGCCGCCGGCCAUGCCUCCGCCGCGGCCAGGGGCCCGGCAUGGCCUCGGGACAGCUUCGGACGCGGUCCCCUGCGGGUGUCCGUUGAGGAGCGGCGGUCGCGGGACGCGAGGGGCCGGGGCCCGGGCGCGCCGCUGAGCAGCUCCUCGGUGCGCGGGCGAUGUCCUCGCUGGUGAAGGAGGACCUGACGAAGAGGCUGUUCGGGCCCCGGCGGCAGAGGCUGCACGAGUUCAUCGAGGUGGAGGGCUCGGGCGCAGGGCGCUGCUACCUGUGCGCCGCAGUGACUAAAAGUGAGGAAGUAGAGAUCUGUAUGGUUAAACACUUGCAAGUGGAUCGAGAGGAGAAAUAUGAAAUAGUGGAGAAGUGGUUCCUGAAAGACCUGGAGAUGAUUGAUGGGAAGGAAGCAGACACUGAUAAUCCAUGCUUUGACAUGCACUUCCACCAAGUGUACAGCCUGGCAGCACACAGCUGUGCCUCCAAGUACACCUUUGCUCGAGCUCUAAGCAAGCUGAACGCCAGGUACCUGCAGAAGGACCUGAAGAUUGUCAACUUCGAUGACACCUACCUCAACGAUGACUCCAUCUGGUCCUCCAACAACAGGGACUGCUUAGUGCUCAUGAGGAUCUGCUUCUAUGCCUUCAGCCUUUUGUGUCUCUCCCUCUGGCCUUUGUCCUAAAGAUACACUUUCUGCCAUCGAAGGGGACUGGUUAACUUUCACUGCCCAGCAUUCAAUAAACCAUCUGGCCAAAAGA